AUGGACAUACAUGGACGGUCUGUCGAUACACUGCAAUCAAUAUCUAAGAUAUCUUUCUCUAAGAGUUCUCACACUUUGACUUUAUCAACGCUUUCGCUCCGGCAGCUUUCGGGAGCAAUGCCCUUAGACACGAUAUAUCUGACCCGCCAUGGGCAUCGCAUGAACUGGACCAUCGACCACACAACAGGCUCCUACCAUUCCAACUUCCCUACACCAACCGGCAACCCGGCCGAUCCGACGCUGACAGCCCACGGCGUGCGGCAAUCGCAGGAGCUUGCGGCGCACGUCGCCAGCGCGGGGUUUGCGCCAAAGCCGUGGCGCGUCUACUGCAGUCCGUUUUAUCGCUGUUUGCAGACGAUACAGCCGAGUGUGGAGGCGUUGAAGAAGAUAUCGUCGUCGUCGUCGCCGUCUGAAGAAGAUGGAGUUGAGGUUGAUCUUGAUGUGAGGAUAGAGAAUGGGUUAGGAGAAUGGUUCGGCUCAUCAACCUUCUUCUCGCACCCAUCCCCCGCAUCAGCAUCCACUCUGCAAUCCCUCUUCCCAACCAUCAUCCAGCCCAACCCUGAAGAGCACUACACAGCACACGUCAUCCCUUCCAACCGCGGCGAGACGAUCAGCCAGCUCCACCACCGUGUCGCGACCACCCUCGCCGCCAUCAUCGCCGACGUGGACGCCGAGAUCGCCGCCCUGGAAGCAUCGCUGCCGCCCUCGUCGCCCUUGCGCACCUCCAGCAAGGCCAUCUUGAUCUGCUCCCAUGCGGCGCCGCUCAUUGCCAUGGGGAGGGCGCUAACGGGGAAUAUGCCCGAGGAUGUCAACACGGAGGACUUUAAUGUCUUCACUGCUGGGUUGAGUACUUUUGUUCGUAGACAGAGGAAACCAUCUUCAGACGCAGGACCUGCUACUGCUAGCUCAGAAGAGGAAAAAACCCCUUACAGAAAUCAUGAUCACAACCUCCUAGCUCCAGGGACAAGGCUCGACCCACCCACUCUCACAGUCCCAGACUGGACAGGCGGCAAGGGCGUCGGCGGCGGAUGGGACUGCGUCGCGAAUGGAGAUUGCAGUUUCUUGAGUGGAGGAGCGGAGCGAGGAUGGCACUUCAAUGGCGAAGAGUCCUUCGAUACGGGUCCUAUGGGUCCGACUUCGAAUAACGACGAUUCAUCGACGUCUUCUGGUCCGGCGAAACUGUGA
Molecule: messenger RNA, 1185 nt
Organism: Rasamsonia emersonii CBS 393.64
Lineage: Eukaryota; Fungi; Ascomycota; Eurotiomycetes; Eurotiales; Trichocomaceae
Product: Phosphoglycerate mutase family protein
Exons: 4
Coding region: 1-1185 (394 amino acids)
Source: RefSeq, a predicted model, not a curated record